Molecule: messenger RNA, 623 nt
Organism: Dromiciops gliroides (monito del monte)
Lineage: Eukaryota; Metazoa; Chordata; Mammalia; Microbiotheria; Microbiotheriidae
Gene: XTBD1
Product: CDKN2A interacting protein N-terminal like
Exons: 3
Coding region: 70-423 (117 amino acids)
Source: RefSeq, a predicted model, not a curated record
GGCGGCGCGGUGUACUGUGGGAAUGCGGCUGUCUGGCAGGCUGGGUUCUGUGGUAGUGUUGGGAGUACGAUGGUUGGGGAUGAGGGGACUUCAGCCGCAGUAGAGGAGCUGGUAAAGGGGACGAGGCAGGUAGCCGAGUUCGCCGAGCAGUUCCGGGCUUACUCGGAGAGCGAGAAGCACUGGAAGGCUCGCAUGGAGUUCAUCCUGCGCCACCUGCCCGAUUACCAGGACCAGCCCGACGGCGGCCGCAGCCUGGACCAGCUGCUGGCGCUGUCCAUGGUGUGGGCCAACCACCUCUUCCUGGGCUGCAGUUACAACAAGGAACUUUUAGACAAGGUAAUAGAAAUGGCUGAUGGGAUUGAAGUAGAAGAUCUGCCACAGUUUAAAACCAGAGAUGAAUUAAUGAAAAAGCAUCAUCACUAAGGAAGAUUUCUCCAGUUUUCAUCAUGCAAUUGAAUGCUUGAACAAGAGGAUAGACUGGAAAGGCUUUUGAACAUAGAGGCUUUUGCAAAGCUUCUAGAUCUCCCAUAUACAAGAAGAGAAAAAAAAAUGAGAUAAAAUAAAAUCAUUGUGUUGAUUUCUUUAACCAUUAUUGUCUUGGUAACUAUCUUUUUGUAAACAAA